Molecule: messenger RNA, 1301 nt
Organism: Lathyrus oleraceus (garden pea)
Lineage: Eukaryota; Viridiplantae; Streptophyta; Magnoliopsida; Fabales; Fabaceae
Product: transcription factor bHLH93
Exons: 4
Coding region: 125-1111 (328 amino acids)
Biological process (GO): regulation of DNA-templated transcription
Cellular component (GO): nucleus
Molecular function (GO): protein dimerization activity; sequence-specific DNA binding; DNA-binding transcription factor activity
Source: RefSeq, a predicted model, not a curated record
UAUGGUUAAGUACUUUUGAGUUGUGAUGGUCCAAAAUAGAGCUUGUCUAUUUAAACAAACCUGAAACUCGUCUUAUUUUCUUCUACUUCAUCCCAAGACUCAUACCUCUCAAAACAUAGAAACCAUGGAGCUUUCUCAACUUGGUUUCCUUGAGGAACUACUUGCUCCUAAAAAAGACUCAUGGAACGCUUUAUCCACCGGUUUAAACGACCUACUUCUUCCCAAUGGUUGGAACUUCGACUCAUUCGAUGAAAAUCUACUCAUUAACCCGUCUCUAAACCCUUCAUUUGCUUCGUUUUCGUCACCGUUAGACCAUAGAUUUGAAUGCUCUUAUGGAACUGAUGCUGUUUCAUACCCUUUUGUGGAUGGGUUUACUGUUCCAGAGCUUGAUGAUUCAACACCGCUUUUACCGCAAGAGGGUGUUGAAGAGUUCGGUUUUGUUGGAAGUGAGAGCAAGGGUUUGGAACAGAGUGGUAAAAUUAGUUGUAAAGUUGAGGAACAAGUGAGUGAGAUUCCUGUUUUUGAUAUGGGUUUGUGUGGUGGUGGUGGUGGUGGUGGUCAGAAGAAAGGUAAAUCCAAAAGGGUUGAAGGACAACCUUCCAAGAAUCUCAUGGCGGAAAGAAGGAGGAGAAAGAGGUUGAAUGAUAGGCUUUCCAUGCUUAGGUCAAUUGUCCCUAAGAUCAGUAAGAUGGACAGGACAUCGAUUCUUGGGGAUACAAUUGAUUACAUGAAAGAGCUUCUUGAAAGGAUCGGAAAGUUGCAAGAAGAAAUGGAUGAAGGAACAGAUCAGAUAAAUGUUUUGGGAAUUUCUAAGGAGUUAAAGCCAAAUGAAGUCAUGGUAAGAAAUUCCCCUAAGUUUAAUGUUGAGAGGAGAGAUCAAGACACAAGGAUUAGCAUCUGCUGUGCCACAAAGCCAGGUUUAUUACUGUCAACAGUGAACACAUUAGAAGCAUUAGGCCUUGAGAUUCACCAAUGUGUUAUAAGCAGUUUCAAUGAUUUUUCAUUGCAAGCAUCUUGCUCAGAGGUCGCUGGACAGAGAAAUUGUAUGAACCCUGAAGAGAUAAAGCAAUCACUGUUCAGGAAUGCAGGUUAUGGAGGGAGGUGCCUCUAGGAAAAGGAUGGAAAGCUGACAUAACAAUUUGCAGAUGGUGAAAAUGAGCAAAAUUUUCCUCUUAUGUAAUUCAAGUAAUUAGGGUGUUAAAAAGUUGUAAUGAUAUUCCAAAUAAAUUGGCUUUUGUUGAUGCAAUCACUCUUAGGGUUAUACCCUGUAUUUAACAUACACUAGGGUAUCUUUAGAGCUA